This is a messenger RNA of Dimorphilus gyrociliatus, 3487 nucleotides long. The record is from the annotation of a GenBank genome assembly. NCBI's taxonomy places the organism in Eukaryota, Metazoa, Annelida, Polychaeta, Dinophilidae.
UAAAUUUAGCGACAGAGUUUUCCUGUGGUUCUGUUAAAUCGGAAAUUUAAGAGUUUCACUUAAAAUUCAUGUAGUGUACACGCUGUAAAUCAUUCAAAAUACAUAAAUUACAGACAGUUGCUUUUUUAUGGUGUUUCAUGAAUUUAACUUCCAACGACGCAUUUGUUAACCUCUCGAAAAAGCUUUCUUUAAAUGGUGAGCGAAAAAUAGUAGAAAUCUGUUUUUUAGUUUUUUUAUCAGUUAUUUACUAGAGCCUAAAUCUGACUCAUCAGUUCUUUAUAAAUUAACAAAAAAGUUAUACCAAUAAGAUAGGAAAGAUUGCUGUACUUUAUCCUUGAAUAAUGUUUUAUUUUUCUGCUUUAUUUCAUCUAUAGAAUACCUUUAAACUAUGUUAUCUAAUUAGUCGAUCACACUAACUGUAUGACAAUGAGAAACUAUAAUUGCUAAUAUCAUUAUUUUCGCUCUUUCAGACUGAAUGCAGCGACUACAAAACAAAGUAUCAUCAAUCUUUUAUUACCACGGUUUAGUCUGUGCCAGCCACCCUUUUGCUAUAAUAACAUUUGUUAUAUCUAUAUUGCUGAUUACUUGGUAUCCCCUUACGGGGUUAUCAUAUCUUAGUAACGCACCGUUGGAAUAUCAAACUCAUAUUGACGAUCAAUAUCAGGGUUCUGGACCAAGUUGGUUCAAUGGUUACCCCUAUGUAUAUGCUACUCAAUUCGUUUUCAAGACGACUGUUUCUCCAUGGAAUAAGAAACUCUUAGUAAAGACAGAUGCUUUCAGAGCAACUAUAUCUAAAGCAUUCGAUAUUCUUGACCAAAUUCGUAAUUUUCAAGCAGUCAACGCGGGAAAUGCUUCAACAUUAACUUUAUCUGACGUAUGUUAUCAUGCCUCGCAAACUAUAGAUGCUAUUAAGAAACUGAAUAUACUCCCAGAAUCUGGAUGCCUAAUUCUUUCUCCAACAAACUUCUGGGGAAAUAAUAAAUACAGGUUUAUGGAAGAUGCUGAGAUUAUUAAAACGAUUUUUAAUAAUUAUGGUAGCAUUUUGGAAAAUCCUCCAAAUAUCAGAGACCAUCUGUUCGGUUUGCCAUUAUCGGUUACCGGUAAAAUUGAGAUGGUAAAAUCUAAAUGGGGUUUGGCAUUUAGCGCUGUUUUUACAGUCCUAAGCUCUUUAUUAAUGUCAAUUGGUAUAUGUACUUUUUUUGGAAUGUCACCAACUCUUAGUGGAAGCGAAAUCUUACCAUAUUUGGUCGUUAUUAUUGGAAUUGAAAAUACAAUUGUUGUUACGAAAUCGGUUGUAUCAACACCAUUUGAUAUUGAAGUCAAAUAUCGUGUAGCAAAGGGUCUAAGAAAGGAAGGAUGGCCGAUAUUUAAAAAUCUUAUUAUAGAAUUAACAAUUUUGGCUGCUGGUUUUGCAACAUUCGUACAGGCAAUACAGGAAUUCUGCCUAUUCGCCGUUGUUGGUCUGCUUACAGAUUUUUUUCUGCAAAUGUUUUUUUAUGCAACUGUCUUAUCUGUUGAUAUGCGUAGACUUGAGCUUUCCGAUUUAGCUAAACAUCAAACCGAAUUAAGAGUAACCAAUGAAAAAGAUGAUCCAUUACCUGUGUUUGAAUGUCCCGUCAAAUCCAUAUUUGGCAGUUCAUCAGCGACCUCGCCAAGUGCGAGACGACUUUCAAAAUCGUCAAAUUACGUUGGUAAACAAAGCGGUCCACAAUUUCAUUAUGUACCUCGUCAAGCUAAAAGAAUACGUGUCAUGGACUUUUUAGCUAGAACUAGGCUUAUGCAAAGAGCUUUAAUGGUUUGCUUCAUAGUUUGGGUGAUACUAUUUUUAUAUAAGAGUGGUCUUAUGGGGAAAAUAGCGGGUUUUAUAUCUGUUGGUCCGGACUUAAAACCUCAGAUAACUCCUGAUGACAUCCUUAAACAACAAUUGACCCAUUCUAACUUCGAACAGUGGCGUUCUCUAUCUCAUAAUCAUUUCCCUGGUUUAUUUUCAUAUUAUAAUAUUUCAUUAGAUGGUCGCUAUAUAUCCGUUUUGCCGUCACGCCAUUUUUCGGUCAUUCAAACACCUAAUGAAGCAGUUGAAUUGAGACACCAAGAAGAAGGAAGAUCUGAAACUUCCAAUGACGAUAAAACAGAGAAUUCAGAAGAAGAAGAUAUGAUACGAUUUUAUCCGAACACUCAGAAGGAACUAGUUGUUACCAUCGUUUUCGUCAUACUUUCGUCGGUAAUAAUAGCUUACAUGUGCGCUGGAUUAUGUCGCUUUAUGUGCUCCAGACGAUAUGAAAAAUCCCAACGUGAUUGGUGGUAUGGCAAAAAACCAGUAGAUAGAAAUGUCACUCUAAAUGGAGAACCAAAAGUCCUUAUUAGUCACUCAUGUUCAAUAGAUUUAAUGGCUGUUGAUGGUACUUUUAUCUUAUCCUGCUGUCUCUCUGGAAAACUUGCUUUAUUCGACUCAUUGGCUAGUCGUUGUUUGAAUACAAUUGAUCGAAAGACUGUUGUUAAACGGCAUACAUCAUUUCGAAAAAGACCUAAACCAGAACCUGCUUUAGAUGGAAUUCAUUAUGACUUUAACGUUACAAAUGAUAAUGUUCAACGACUAUCACGAGAAUUUUCAAACUUAAAGACUUCUUCUUCAUCUGUUCUGACCGAGGAGGAAGACUCUUGUAAGUCAGCUCCUAGUAUAUGGUGCAUUGACUUAUUUGAAAGUAAAGCGGCCGCAGGUUGUGAGGAUGGAGUCAUUGAAAUAUGGGACAUGAUGAGCGGUAAUUUGCUGUUUGAGUAUUCUGAUAGCAGAUCCGGUGUUACCUAUGUAUCCAUAAGCAGCAAAACUUGCUUAGCUGCCAGACUGAAUGGCACAAUCACUGUUUUUGACGAUAAUGAUUGUCACAAAACGAUACAGGCACAUAGGACUGAAAUCACUUCAAUUUCAAAAUUUCGCUCUCAUCUCCUUACUGGUGGCCGAGAUGAAGCCGUUAAAGUUAUUCAUCUUGAUACCUUUAAUAUUAAAUUUAACCUACGUGGGCAUUCAUCUCCUAUUACUAAAGUAUAUCUUGAUGAACAUGGCGCAAUGAGCAUUUGCUCCGAUGGCCACAUUCGUUUCUGGGAUGUGUCAACUGGAACAUGCACCAGAUGGUUAAGGAGUACAUUUUCAGGCUGUAUUUUACAUAUAUCUGCUAAUCAAACUGCUAUGGUCAUUGCAACGGACAAAGAUAAAGUCUAUGUCUGUGAUAGAGACACAGGGAAAAUUGGCGAAUGCGCCUCUUCAAAUGAGAUAUCUUCUACUCUUCUCUCUGCCCGUUUUUUUGUACUAGGAUUUUGUGAAUCAAUCGAAAUCUGGGACACUGCCUCGGUUAAAUUCAAGAUGGGUUUGAAAUUUGAUAACUCUUCAGAAAAAGUUACUAAUAUUCAGCAGUUGACAGAUGGAUCAAUUGUAUGUUCAAUUGGUUAUCAGCUCCGGGUUAUCGAUUUGCCCAUUUUGAAAACCGAAUAA